UUUUGCACCUACCGCUAAUGAUUAGGCUUGUUUCACACGAAUAAUCCGUAAAGUCCCUUCUUUCUCCGAGGGAAGCCGAAGGCUAGCAAUCUUUUUCUUACUCAACUUCCCAACUUGCCCUCAUGUAUUAUAAAACACAAGAAGGCCUACUCUACUGGAGAUUCACCUAAAAUCAGUACUAUGGCAGGACAACAUGCAUUUUUCUCUGCAAACAUCUGCCUAUCCAUGUUUCUCUUUGUAAUGCUUCCUGUACUUGGCCAUGGCUUGGGAACUGAUCAAGCCAGUUCACUUAUGGCCUUGCGCCAGUCGAAAAUGGAGUCUCGAGGCAUGACUGCCGACGAGAAAUGGACAGAAAUGAGUGUUAAUGGCUCAGAAAAAAUAGCCUCUGAUUUAGGAAAUAUGAAAUAUGAUAUGAUAAAAGGUGGACUUCCUGGACAGCCAUUAGGGGUUAAGUUUAAGCAAUAUGCAGGAUAUGUUAAUGUUGAUGAAAAGAAAGGAAGAAGCCUUUUCUACUACUUCGCUGAGGCUGCUGAGGAUCCUUCUUUUAAGCCACUUAUUUUGUGGCUCAAUGGAGGACCUGGUUGUUCAUCACUUGGAAUGGGGGCAAUGGCUGAACUUGGACCUUUUGGGGUAAAUCCAGAUGGUAAAACACUCUAUUCAAGAAAAUUUGCAUGGAACAAAGUUGCAAAUAUAUUGUUUUUGGAGUCGCCUGCAGGCGUUGGAUUCUCUUACUCAAACACGACCUCAGACUAUGAGCUGUCUGGAGACAGAAGAACCGCUGAGGAUGCGUAUACAUUUUUGAUAAACUGGUUCAAGAGGUUCCCUCAUUACAGGACAAGGGAUUUCUACAUAACCGGAGAAAGCUAUGCAGGUUACUAUAUUCCCGAGUUAGCAGAUGUUAUUGUCAACAGAAACAAGAAAGCACACUCGUCUUCAAGGAUCCAACUUAAGGGCAUCAUGAUUGGAAAUGGGAUAAUGAACGAUGAUACAGACAAUAAAGGUAUUAUCGAUUUUCUUUGGAGCCAUGCACUGAUUUCAGACGAAACGUAUCAAGGGCUUACAGGAAAGUGCAAGCCAGGAAGCUCAAGAUGUGGAAGUUUAGAUGUAGAUGAAAUUGGAGCUAUAGAUUUUUAUAAUAUAUAUGCCCCAUUAUGCUCGUCUUCCUUCAGAUUGUCAAACAAGACGAGAAAAGAAAUAGGAUACGAUCCUUGCGAAUCAGAGUAUGUUUACAGCUAUCUUAAUCUUCCCCAAGUACAGAAAGCCCUUCAUGCAAACAGAACAAAACUUUCCCACAAAUGGGAACUUUGCAGUGUUGUGAUCAAUUCCUGGAGGGACAGCCCAUCAACAAUGUUUCCAAUAUAUAGGAGGCUUAUGGCCUCGGGUCUUCGGAUACUUCUUUACAGUGGGGAUGUGGAUGCUGUGGUUUCAGUGACUGGUACAAGAUAUUCCAUUGCUUCUUUGAACCUCAAAGUGAUCAAACCUUGGCGUCCUUGGAUGGAUAAAACCGAUGAAGUGGCUGGAUACCAAGUAGUUUAUGAUGGUUUAACUUUCGCAACAGUUCGUGGCGCGGGUCAUCAGGUUCCACAAUUUCAGCCCCGGAGAGCUUUCAUUUUACUGAAAAUGUUUCUUGCAGAUCAUUUUUAAGAGAACAGAAACUGAAGUUAUGGAAUUUUUUAUCUUAUAGUAGUUGAUGAAAAUAAUCUGAGCAUCAAAUCAAUUAUUUUCCGUCGGUUUUUUCUAAGUGGAACAAAUGAUUGAAGUAUAAUUUGAGGAUAAUCAUUAUGAAGUUA
Molecule: messenger RNA, 1790 nt
Organism: Olea europaea var. sylvestris
Lineage: Eukaryota; Viridiplantae; Streptophyta; Magnoliopsida; Lamiales; Oleaceae
Product: putative serine carboxypeptidase-like 23
Exons: 10
Coding region: 181-1644 (487 amino acids)
Biological process (GO): proteolysis
Cellular component (GO): vacuole
Molecular function (GO): serine-type carboxypeptidase activity
Source: RefSeq, a predicted model, not a curated record